Moneuplotes crassus is the source of this 1355-nucleotide messenger RNA. The record is from the annotation of a GenBank genome assembly. Lineage: Eukaryota; Ciliophora; Spirotrichea; Euplotida; Euplotidae.
UUCUAGUUGUAUUAUUCCUCACAGGACGAGCACUGAUAUUGAAAAAUUUGGCCAUAAGAGUGACAGUAGCUGUGACUCAGACCUUACCUCCCCAUCAAAGAACUUCAAAAGGGAUUCUGAUGAGUUUUAUGACAUUGCAGAGAGGCAUAGCAUACAUAUAACUGUUUAAAAAACUUAAAGAACCCGACCAGCAUCAGAAUAAUACCUCUCAGGCUGAUAUCGGACUAGAGAACUCCAAGCGCUUCAUUAAUUUGAGGAAUAGAGAUUCUCGAAAUCAUGGGAUUAUGAAGGACACUAAGUCAAGUAAUAACAUUCCACCGUAUCAAACCAAGAUUAUUAAGACUAACCGGAUUAAUAACCUGAACUGAAAUGAGAAAACUGGAGACUACCAACUUGUGUAUCAGGGGCAAAAGCAUAAUACAGGACUUCAGAAGGUAGGCUCUUACACCAAAUAUGAGCUACCAAUGGUUCGACGGUUGGUACCAAACUCUCGAUCAAGACAAUAUGAAGCAUAUGUCGAUGGGAAGGGACUUACUCGUAGGAAUCAGAGCCAACAAGCAGAUGGAUAUACAAAGCAAAAUGAAGAGGGAGACACUCUUCAACCCAGGGAUUGGUCUAUGCUUGAGAAAUAUCGACAAAGAACCACUUCAGAAGCUCCUAAAGGCUGCUUUCGAGGGUUAUAGUUACACUAAAUAAAAGUUUUAAGACAAUUGAGAAUAACACUCGGAUCCUUAACCAGAGGUCUGGGCGGAACAGGACGUUGACUGCUUGAGUGAGUAAGAUCAAUAAUCAUGUGAAGAAUAAGACACAUAAAGAGAUUCCCCGAAAAUCUAUUGAUUUUAACUCACUUUCCAAGGUCGGGAAGAAAAUUAGGAGGUCUAAGGAUAUUAAAUAAAUACGUCUCAAUGAACGCAUACAAGAACAAUGCUAGGUUAAGGAAGUUUGUUCAAAUGAAUAAGAUGAAUAUAAAUCAUCAGAAAAUCUUGAGCAAUGCUAGCAUCAACAAGGCGUUAAAGAAUAACGAAGUAAUUUUGAAAUCUCAGUAUCCUGAGUAUUAUAAGAAGCAGAGAAGGCAUUGUAACAACAGCUCUUUGAAUUCUAUAAACAAUGUUGUCUCUCAUAGGCCAUUGGCAUGAGCGACAAAGAGUCAAGAGAAGCGUCCUACUAAGCAUUAUUGUAACUUUAUGGUGGACAAUUCGACUAUUAUGAUCCAGAAGAAGAAUAUUCAUAAUAUAUAUUCAAAGCCGAUUCAGGGAAAGUCAGUGCACCAGAAGCAGAAUUCGUGCAACCCAAAGCGAGUAAAUAUUCUCCAAAUCAAAAGGGAAGUCCUCGAAUUAUAGCUAUUUUUCAACAUG